Messenger RNA from Colletotrichum chrysophilum, 1710 nucleotides. RefSeq lists its product as uncharacterized. Lineage: Eukaryota; Fungi; Ascomycota; Sordariomycetes; Glomerellales; Glomerellaceae. Gene Ontology annotation, molecular function: phosphorelay response regulator activity; sequence-specific DNA binding; DNA-binding transcription factor activity. The transcript is spliced from 5 exons. The record is from RefSeq and is a predicted model, not a curated record. Bases 1 to 1710 code for a protein of 569 amino acids. Gene Ontology annotation, biological process: phosphorelay signal transduction system; regulation of DNA-templated transcription.
AUGCCCGAACCUGACAGCGUUGCCGCCCAAGGCGGCGGCAGCAACUCCAGCGAUUUUACCGACAAAUUCACCAACGACAUCUUGCCGAAACAUUUCAAGCACAGCAACUUCUCUAGCUUUGUCCGACAGCUGAACAAGUACGACUUCCAUAAGCUGCGGCGCAACGAUGAGAACAACGAGUCGCCAUACGGCAAGCAGGCCUGGGAAUUCAAACACUCGGCCUUCCGGGCUGACAGGAAAGAUAACCUGGACAAUAUCAGACGAAAGGCUCCCGCACAAAGAAAGACGCAGCAGACGGAAGACCAGUUCACAACUAACCAAUCCAUCAACUUGCUCCAGGAGACCCUGUUCGCGCAACAGCAGCAAGUGCAGGCGCUGCAAGAACAGGUCAUUGAUAUACAACGCACCAAUAAGACCCUUCUCGCUGAUGUCACCGCCAUGCACAAAAUAAUUGAUGCUCAGAGGCAGGCGCAACACGAGCUGCUCAACUACAUGGGGCAUGCUGACGACAGGAUGAGAGGCGCCCGUUACCAAAACCCGCAUAUGAAUGGCGGCGGUGUCGACGAGCAUGCCCCUGAGUUGCGACGAGCAAGGGAACUUCUCUCCAGUGUGCAGACGAACCCUGCAAUAAACCAAGAGCUUGAAAGACUCAACGGCAUGUACGCGCAGAGCUCUCCGCCAGACUCCGCCUCUGGCCUCAUGUUCCAGGCUGGCUCUGCCGGCAUGCCGCCCAUGAUGGCCGCUGAGCACCUGAACAUGCGUCAUCUUGUCUAUCCUGUGGGCGAGAAUGUAGGCAUCGAUCCGCUGUCCCAAGACCACUUCAACAAUAUCCCUUACACUCUGAACUCCUUGCCAAUGAAUGAGUUCCAGAACCCGGUUGUCAAGCCUGAGCCCGGCCCGGCCACACCAGCUCCAGCCGCCGUCGCACCCCCGCGCCCGCCUUCGAACGACAAGGGACUUUGGGGACGCAAGAAGCCGAGGGUGUACCUCGUCGAAGACGACCGGACGUGUUCGAGAAUCGGUUCCAAGUUUUUGACGCAGAUGGAGUGUAUCGUCGAGAUUGCUGAAAACGGCAUCGACGCCGUCAACAAGUGUAAGGAGGUGCCAUCCGGGCAUUACGACCUCAUCUUCAUGGAUAUCGUCAUGCCUCAGAUGGACGGCGUGUCUGCGACACAGCUGAUCCGUGAGGUGCACCCUGAUGUUCCUGUCGUCGCCAUGACCUCCAAUAUUCGCCCUGAAGACAUUAGCCACUACUUCAACUGGAGCCUGAAUGAUGUUCUGGCGAAACCCUUCACCAAAGAUGGCAUGUUGCGAAUCCUCCGCAAGCAUGUGGCACACCUUCUCAAGGAUGCGCCUCAGGACGAUCUUGCUGUUGGGCAUGGGGCUGCUCAGCUGCACGCCGCCAACAUGAGCGUGCCUGCAAUGAACCCCGGUGUUAAGUUCGACUCGACUCCUAGUCAAUCGCCAGCGACAACUACUUCCUGGCACUCGCCUGGUCAGAUUCACCAGCCAUCACCCAACGUCACCAAUAUUGAGACUGGUUACCCACUAGGCAACACUGCGCAAAUGGUGAUAACUCCAACAUCUGCGCAACGCCCAAACUUCCAAAACAUGCCUCCAGGCAUGCAGCAAAUGCGAGUACCAGACCAUAUGGAUGAUCGCCCGGAAAAGAGGCAAAGGCUGUACGGUCCACAGGGUGGAUACGCCUAA